Messenger RNA from Candidula unifasciata, 801 nucleotides. Lineage: Eukaryota; Metazoa; Mollusca; Gastropoda; Stylommatophora; Geomitridae. The record is from the annotation of a GenBank genome assembly.
AUGGCUCCUGUACCAGAGAACAACAACAAGGACGCACCUUCCCGUGACGAUUCUGAAAACUUCUUUAAUCCAGAUUUAACCAUUCCAGUUGGCAGUUCAGAUUCUGAUGACAGCGACCUUGAUGGCGAAGAAAACAUAGGAGCUCCUGGUGGCUAUUCUUUAUUACCCCAAGAACCUGAUGAGAAUGGGUUCGAAUCAGAUGACAGUUUUGUUUAUAGCACAGAAAAUAUUGAUGAUCCCAGCCAUGCUGCAUCAUUCCGAGCAGAGACUUCAGCUGGUCUUGCAGAUUCUACUGUUAACACACUGACAGAAUCUGUUCUGUUGACAGAAGAAGGAGCAGUAGCCCCAACAGUGCCUGCGUCAACCAGUACGAGCCAUCCAGCAUUUAUAGCUAAAUUCCCAUAUGGAAAAAUUCCUUCAUAUAUGCAGGUCAGCUUUGUUCCUAGGGCAGCCAGGGAGAAAGAGGAACAGCUGUGGAACCAGCACAGACAAGAAGCCAGUAAGUCAACUCUAGAUCCAGUUGAGGAAUCAAGUAUUCUAAAAGCGAUGUCCCACUUCUCCCUUCCAACGGAAAACAUUCCCGACUGGGCCAGAGAUUUGAGCGACGAUCAGUGGCAGCAACAAAUUGUCAGCCGUAUUAGCAAAAUUUCUGACACUGCUGAACGUUCUACAACUGCCCGACCUUUGACAUCGCCAGAUUUCAUUGAAAAAAGUACAGACACCAAAACUGCUGCCUUGGCAGCUGAUGAUACAUGGGUUGCUGAAUUUGCUGAGGAUACAAAUAGCACAGACAGAAAGUAG